UCAUUUUGUUAUUCACUGAAAUGCGGCCAUUGUGAGGUUAUUUGCACAUAAGUAAAGUGAAUCCGGGUUUCAAAAUGUUCUCCCUUUUCAUUGCAUUAUACGUCGUGAACAGCUGGCUGCUAGCUGUGUCUUGAAGAAAGUAGUUAUGAAAUUUGUCGCUGAAAUUGCCCUCUUGACACUACACCAGCGCCAUUCCAGAAAUUUCAUUAAAGAACCGGAGCUUCAUGAUAAACACACUGAUAUUUGUUUGUACUGCAUUGUGAGGUGGUGAUUGUUAUUUCAGCAAGGUCUUUAACUCGCUUUUGGAUCUGCUUUGCAGUAGCCUACACAGUUUUCCCGGAAGAACAGGAAUUAUGUUCAACUGCGAAUCGAUGAAUUGCUGCUGGAUUGUACAUGCAUUAAUCACGUAAUGAAUCAUCCACGAACUCUCAAUUUGGCAUUCCAAGGGAAGAAUAAUAUUGUUUCUGAUCUUAUUCAGAUAUUUUUUAGCUUUCAGGAAAUAUCGCCAAAAUAAUCUUAUUUUACUAUCACUGUAAAAGAUAAGAUAACACCUCUUGCUACUGCACUAGAAGAAAACAAAUUGAAAUAAUCCAAAUAUUACCGGGAUUUAUCGACUAUUUCUGAGACAGUUAUGAUAACUUCCAGAAACUAAAAGUUUUUUCCACAUUACUUGUAAAUCUAUCGGAGAUUGAUGUGGUCAAUAAUCUUCGUACUGUGAAAAUGGAACGAACAGAAUUACAGUAAAAUCUGGGUCUAAAGAGACUCAUCAAAUCCUAGACUAAAGUGUUGUGGAAACGAUAUCCAAAAAUAUCCAGAGCUAACCAAACCUAUAGGGCUAUCUGUUUUCAGGACAAUACUAAUGGAGAUCGUUUUAUAGUUUAAUGCACUUUAUGUGGUUCAAAUAUUGCGCAGAAUUUAUGAUGAAUCACCUGGUGGAGCUACAUCAUACGGCCUUGGAGGAGCUACAUCGUACACGUGGUGGAAUUAUAUCGGAAUCGUAACUGCUCGCUACUAAAAGGUAGAGCCACGAGAUAUAUUCUAUAUGUAUUAAUUUACAUGAUGAUAAAAAUGGAUUACAUCUAAAUGGAUAAUAGUGGAUUUGAUAUACAGCUCUGAUCAUAGAGCAUUGACCGGUGAACAACACUUCCACAGAGGAGAAAUGUAUCAACGGAACACAAACAGGAUCUCACUAAUUUUGAUGUUAAUGGAUUCUUUAUCAUAUACUGAUUAGUUUUGGCCAGAGUUCCGUUGUGAUGGAGUUCCAUACUACUAGGGACCUAUUUCGAAUUGACCCACAGACUGAAGACAUACUACCCGAAGAUGGUGGUACACUUAAUUUGUCGUUUGGGCAAAGGCCAUUACCCAGCUUCACUCACCCGGAUUUCACUCAAAAUCCUUGCGGUGAUGGCUUAUGUUUCUUUAAUGGAACUAAUGGUACGAACAAUGGAAGUUUGAAUACAGGAGACAUUGACGGCACCCUCAACUGGUGGGCUCUUGCACCAGCUCCAUUUGUAAUUUUUGGAAUUACAGGAAAUCUUCUCGUUUGUCUUGCCAUUGCUAAGGAACGGAGACUUCAAACUGUCACCAAUUACUUUCUGUUCUCCUUAGCUGUCACUGAUUUAUUAGUUUCUCUUAUCGUAAUGCCAUUUAGCAUUUUACAUGAAUUCAGAGGAUACUGGAGUCUCAGUUUAGGAUUGUGCAAUUUUUAUGUGACAUCUGACGUGAUGAUGUGUACGGCAUCAAUUAUGCAUCUCUGUACGAUAUCAGUUGACCGAUAUAUCGGAAUACGUUAUCCAUUGAAGACGAGAAACAAAUCAAAGGUUACUGUAGCGGUAAAGCUACUAAUCGUAUGGUCACUGUCGUUAGUUGUGAGCAGUCCAAUUACAGUACUCGGCAUUGUAGAUGAACAUAAUUUAAUUAUAGAAAGACGAUGUCUAGUUAACAAUGACUAUUUUAUAAUAUACGGUUCUAUCAUAGCAUUCUUUAUCCCGCUUGUCAUUAUGGUUGUAACCAAUGUACUGACGAUGCAGUUACUAAAUGAACAGGCACGGUUGUGCAAUCAGAAAAAAGAUGAAGGCCGCCCUAUGAUUAGAAGAGUUCAAGGAAGCAAGCGAAAAAGUAAAAAUCCAAUUGUAGAUAAACGUUUCCAAACGCCCAAAUCCAAUACAACGAGUAACACGACCAAAACGGUGCCUUCUACAAGAAAGUGGGCAAUGGAUAGCAACGAAAACCGCAAGCUUCUAGCUAAAAAUGAGAGUACAGCUGCGCCUAAAGUAGACAAAGGACCAUCAGAAGUACAAAGUCAGGGAGAUACAAGUGGCUUUAGUGCUAAUUCAUCUCCUGCGAGUCCAAGACAUUCGAAAUUUCGCUAUCUAAUUGCAAAACAUAACAUAACCUCUAAAGCUUUAUUAAGAAGAGACAACGCGAAAGAGAAUGCUGUGCAAACGGAACGGAAGGCUACUAAAGUGUUAGCUGUUGUGUUCACCAUUUUUGUUGUUAGCUGGGCUCCUUUUUUCACCACUAAUGUUAUGACUGUACUUUGUAAAUGGUGCCACGUAGACCAGUUCCUUUUUGUGGCUUUUGUAUGGUUAGGUUAUAUAUCGAGUACUCUGAAUCCAAUCAUAUAUACUAUUUUCAAUAGAACUUUUAAAGCAACGUUUAUCAAACUCAUGGUUUGUGAUUACAGUUCGUUUGGACGAUUGAAUCGCACACAAAGUCUUAAAGGUAUUGAGUCAAGUACAUACUACCAUGGGUUUAGUUCAUCAGAGAGAAAUAACGAAUCAACACUCUGCUGACAAUAAAUUGUAAAGGAACAAUAUCUCUCACCGAAACUCCUCAAGGAAUCUUAAAGCCGAAAUGUAAAUUAAAAAAUAUAUAUAUAAUACGGCGAGAAAAUAGGAGAGGAUUGAAAACUGUUAAAUAUAAUUUGAAAAUCAAAAUGAAAUCUUCCAAGAAAAAAAAAACUCAUUUGAUAAAAUUAUCUAUUUAGAUUCAUGCAGGUCUCACAAGUCGAUUUAUUUGACUCAUCUUUUGAAAGUUGAAUUUCGAAUGAGCAUGAUUCCAUUUUCCAUUGAUCAAACGUAACUUAUGAAACCACGUCAAAUUACCAAUAAAUAUUGUCUAUAAGUUUUAAACAAUGUACAUAUACGGCGUAAUAUUGUUGAUAUGAAAUAAAUGUAGGCGAUAUUUUAGUUAACAAUUAUGAUGCAAGAAUCCAAAUUAUCGAAAAGAACGAUAAAAACACGUACAUACAUAAAUAAAUUUAUACAAAUAUAAAUACAUCUGUAUACCGAAAAAUAUGUACACGUGUAAACAUAUGAACUAUAAUUCGCACGUAUUUACAUACAAACAAACGUAUUUACAUAAAAACAAAGACAAUUGUAAAGAAGACAUCAUUGUACUCACUUAUGUGCGAAUCAUCACGUGAUAGAAUUGUUAGUUUACCAUGUCAAAACUGCAAUACAAGUCGCGCUACAAUUGGAAGGAGAAUACAGCACCAAAAUGAAAUUUAAAUUAUGUAGGAA
Octopus sinensis (East Asian common octopus) is the source of this 3524-nucleotide messenger RNA. RefSeq names its product 5-hydroxytryptamine receptor 2A-like. Gene Ontology annotation, molecular function: G protein-coupled receptor activity; dopamine neurotransmitter receptor activity, coupled via Gi/Go. The record is from RefSeq and is a predicted model, not a curated record. Gene Ontology annotation, cellular component: membrane. The transcript is spliced from 5 exons. NCBI's taxonomy places the organism in Eukaryota, Metazoa, Mollusca, Cephalopoda, Octopoda, Octopodidae. The coding region runs from base 1254 to 2795 and encodes 513 amino acids. Gene Ontology annotation, biological process: adenylate cyclase-activating adrenergic receptor signaling pathway.